Molecule: messenger RNA, 838 nt
Organism: Rubroshorea leprosula
Lineage: Eukaryota; Viridiplantae; Streptophyta; Magnoliopsida; Malvales; Dipterocarpaceae
Source: the annotation of a GenBank genome assembly
GUAAAACCCUCUUUCCUCGUAUUCUCUAUGUUCAAAAUAUAUAUAUAUAUUAACGUUGUUUGUUGAUAACAAUGAUUUUGCUAUUAACGGUAAAGCUAGAAUUCCAUACUAUUGAUCUCUUUAGAUGGAUGACUAGAUGGAAGAAGAAAGAUUGAACCCAACAAACUAGACGAACUCUCGACUCGUAGGAAACUCGCGCAUGACUAAAAGGAAAACUCUUUAAUGUGUACACCAAAAAUGGGUUUAGCAUACGCAUCUUGGUACUCAAGUAAUUAAUAUUCCAAUGAAGAAGGGAUAGAUGGACUCCUUCUUGAAGAAAACGAGGAAGAGGAAGCUAAGGAAGAUGAUCUCAGAGGAUGAGGAAAUUUGAAAGAACAUGGAAUUAGAAGCAAAUAUUGCUGAUGUAGACACUGAUGAAGUUAAUAAGGCAGAGGAAUAUGAAGCUUGGAAGGGUAGAGAAAUUGCUAGGAUUAAGAGGGACAGGGAGGAAAGAGAGGCAAUAAUGUUGAAGGAGAAGCGAACCAAAUGGACCCGUGUUGUGAAUGAAGAUGCAACCGAUCCUGACAUUCUAUGGGCCUACAAAUACAAUGAUCCAAUUCGAGCAAAGUACAUUUCAAAAAUGGCAGCGAUGAAUGCACCCAUGGCAAAAUCUAAAGGAAUCAAGAAGUCGAAGGAUUGGGAGUCCAAAUGAAGUUGAUUAGUAGUCCAACCGAUUGAGCACAUUCUGAUGCAUAUAAUACCUGCCCUCUUGAUCCUAUUGUAGACAAUUGUUUUUAUAAUUUUCUUCCCAACUUAUUAGUUACUACAAAAUUUAUAUGAAUAAUCAUAGUUAGGACCA